Messenger RNA from Pistacia vera, 652 nucleotides. RefSeq names its product arabinogalactan protein 14-like. NCBI's taxonomy places the organism in Eukaryota, Viridiplantae, Streptophyta, Magnoliopsida, Sapindales, Anacardiaceae. The record is from RefSeq and is a predicted model, not a curated record. The transcript has a single exon. Bases 116 to 295 code for a protein of 59 amino acids.
UCUUUAUAUAAACCCACCUCCCAUUCCACUUCUUUCCACAAAGUUGAUUCAUUUAUUCAGUUUAAGAGAGAAGGUUGGAGUCUCUAUAGCUUUUUAAUUGCAUCAACUUGAAGCAAUGGAGGCAAUGAAAAUGAAUUUACUUGUGGUGUUGAUGGCGGCUUUGAUGAUGGUGGUGGCCAUCUCUUCAGUGCAAGCUGCCGAUGCUCCUGCUCCAAGUCCAACUUCUGAUGCAGCUGUUUUUUUGCCAACUUUCAUUGCCUCUUUCAUGGCUUUGGCAUUUGGGUUCUUCUUUUGAGCCAGUUUGAGAUAGCUUUUCUUUCUUCAAGAGGGGGGAACCAUGUAGACAGUCCAUUGUUUAUGUUAUUAUGGGGUUGGUUUGUCUCUUUUGUUUCUUCUCAUCUCUCUUUUGUAUGCUAUUUUGUUGUUGAAUGAGUACACAAAGAGAGUGAGAAGAUAGAGGGUCAUGGAGGAAUUUGGGUUGAGAUUUUUAAUUUUUUUUUUUUAUUAUUUAUUUCUUUUGAGAGAAUUAGUUUUAAUAUUAAUGUUAAUGUGGGUGUGAUUGAUUGUAUUAUAUAUGACUUAAUAUAUGAAUUUAUGUAUUGAAUUUGUGUUAUUUAGGCUAAUAAGGAGAUAUUAGAGGUGGAUUGGAAUA